Fraxinus pennsylvanica is the source of this 678-nucleotide messenger RNA. NCBI's taxonomy places the organism in Eukaryota, Viridiplantae, Streptophyta, Magnoliopsida, Lamiales, Oleaceae. The record is from the annotation of a GenBank genome assembly.
AUGGUGGUGGCAAAGAAGGCGGCGUACGAGCAAAACCGGCAGAAGAGGCUGGAAGAGAACAAGAAGAGAAUGGAACAACUCAAUCUCAACAAGCUCGCUCAAGCUCUCCAUACCCCCAAAUCCUCCCCUAUGAAGAAGGUGAAGCCAAAGGUACCCAAACAGCCAUUAGAUCCCUCUUCUGUGAGAAGAUCAAGCCGAGUAGCAGACAAGCCUCCCCCUAAUUACAAAGAAGUUGGAGUUGAACCAUUGGGGUUGCCAAGGAGGAGCUAUCAAAGAAGGGAUUUGCUAAAUCGAGUCUAUGCCUCAGAUGAACAUCGACAAUAUGCUAUUGAAAGAGCAGAGCAACUACAAUCAAGUUUAGAUCAAGAUAUUCCUAAUUUUAUCAAGCCUAUGCUUCAAUCACACGUCACUGGUGGAUUUUGGCUUGGUCUUCCACUGAGCUUUUGCAAAACUCACCUUCCAACUCGUGAUGAAACUAUCAUUCUAGUGGAUGAAGAGGGCAACGAACAUCCCACAAAGUAUCUUGCUCAGAAAGCAGGACUUAGUGGUGGAUGGAGAGGUUUUGCAAUUGACCAUGAGUUAGUCGAUGGGGAUGCACUGGUUUUCCAGUUAGUUUCUCCUACGACAUUUAAGGUUUACAUUAUAAGGGUCAAUGAAACUGGAGAUGGUGACAGCUGA